CCCUCUGUCCACCCGUCUGUCCUUCAGCCGCAACAUGAAGAAAAGCUUUUGGUGUCUGCUCUGGGUGUGUGUGUUGUGCCCGGCAUGCUGCUGGCAUGACCUGGACAACAGCGAGUACGACUGCUGGCCGCUGGUCAAACCCAACGAGUACAACAUGAUCGACUGUGGAGGACUGGAGAUGGCCUGGGUGGUCCGUCCUCCGGAGACGGUGAAGAGCGGCGAGGUGUUUAACGUCACAUACUCAGUCACGGCCAGCGACCAUUUCUACCACUGGGCUGUUGAAAACAAAGUCUUCACACAUAGUUCAAUAGAAACCGCAGAAGAAGCUCGGAGGUUUUGUGAACAUCUCGACUGUCCGUCCAACUGGAAGGACGCUGACGGAGAAAACUGCUGCAUCCAUCAUGCCAACAUCCACUCCUGUCCACUGGGACACAUGACGGAGAGCAUCUGCGGCCCCUGGAUCCCCGAUGACGGGAAAAUCUUCACACACACGAUUUCUACGUCCGGCAAGAUGACCCAGACCAACUGGACCGCCAAGGUGGUUCUGGUCCACGCAGGGUUAACCUCGCUCAUCGCUCACAUACGAGUCGGUCGCAUGCAGGCGGCUCUGGAGGCCAAGAGCACGGUGCAGCCCGCUGUAGUGUGCGGUGAUGACGUCUGCGAGGAGGCCGAGCUUUGUUCCACGUGUCCGGCUGACUGCGGCGAGUGUCCUAUGACAGCGGCCACCAAGCUGGCCAUCGGCCUGCCGCUCAGCCUGCUCUGCCUCUGCUUCGUGCUGACGGCAUUGUGGCUGAGGUACCAGAACCAGAAGCUCCUGUGGGACGAGAGUUGGAUCAUCGACUUCACCAAGAUAAAACAAGACCACGAGGCUCGGAUGACGAUGGGCAGCAUGAUGAGCGUGCCGGUGGGGAACAGCGACAGUAACACCAGCUGUGUGACGGCACUCAGCUGCUACACAGGACACCCGGGGAGCAGGAAGAGCCCGUUCACCUGCACCGGGAUCCAUGACGGCAGGACGGUUGCCAUCAAGAGGAUUCAGACAAAAACGUUUUCUCUGUCCAAAACCAUCAGACAGGAAGUCAAACAAGUCAGAGAACUCGACCAUCCUAACCUCUGUAAGUUUAUUGGCGGGUGUGUUGAGGCGCCGAAUGUUGCCAUAGUGACGGAGUACUGCCCCAAAGGAGGCCUUAACGACGUCCUCCUUAAUGAGGAUAUCCCUCUGAACUGGGGCUUCAGGUUCUCCUUCGCUACAGACAUCGCCAGAGGGAUGUCAUACCUGCACCAACACAAGAUCUGUCACGGCCGUCUCAAGUCUCUCAACUGUGUCCUGGACGACCGCUGGGUCUGCAAGAUCACCGAUUACGGCCUGACGACGUACCGCCGUGACGAGGGGGCGGAGCCUCUCUCCAACUAUCAGCAGAGGCUGCUGGAGGUUUACCUGCCGCCGGAGUUUCAGAACUCCAACAUGGAGCCGACGCUGGCCGGAGACGUGUUCAGUUAUUCCAUCAUCCUGCUGGAGAUCGCCACACGCAGUGACCCUGUCCCCGCGGAGGAGUCGGGCCUGGAGAGCGCCUGGUGUCCUACGCUCCCUGAACUCAUCUCCAGUAAGACGGACAGCGCCUGUCCGUGUCCCGCAGACUACGCUGAGCUGAUCCGGCGCUGCCGCUCCCAGCAUCCCGCCCAGCGGCCGACCUUCGAACAGAUCAGGAAGUUCGUUCACCGCAUCAACCCGAUAAAAGUCAGCCCAGUGGACAUGAUGAUGAAUCUGAUGGAGAAGUACAGUAAACACCUGGAGGUUCUGGUCGCUGAGCGGACUCAAGACCUGAUGCACGAGAAACAGAAGACGGACCGACUGCUGUACAGUAUGCUCCCCAAACAGGUGGCAGACGACCUGCGGCAGGGUAAACCGCUGCAGGCUCAGAGCUAUGUCAGCGCAACCGUCUUCUUCAGUGAUAUCGUGGGCUUCACUCAGCUGUCCAGCAGCAGCACUCCGUACCAGGUGGUCGACUUCCUCAACAAGCUCUACACGACGUUCGACGACAUCAUCGACAACUACGACGUCUACAAGGUGGAAACCAUCGGAGACGCCUACAUGGUGGUGUCCGGGGUUCCUCAGGAGAACGGGAUCCUGCAUGCGGCAGAGAUCUCCAGCAUGGCUCUGGACCUGGUGGGCGUCUGCCGCAGCUUCAGGAUCCCCCACAAACCCAACACACAGCUGCAGAUACGGGCUGGGAUACACUCCGGUCCGGUGGUGGCGGGGGUUGUGGGGACGAAGAUGCCUCGUUACUGUUUGUUUGGAGACACGGUGAACACUGCAUCGAGGAUGGAGUCCAACAGCCUUGCGCUAAAGAUCCAGUGCAGCUCCACGACGUUCUACCUGCUGGAGGAGAUCGGCGGAUACAUGCUCGAGUGCAGAGGGACGCUGCAGGUCAAGGGGAAAGGGGACAUGGUGACUUACUGGUUGGAGGGGAAGAAGACAUCUCUGGUCUCGAGGGAAGGCGAUGCCAAGACAACCAAACACGGAGUAACCACAGAGACAGAGGCGGAGAAAGAGCAGGAGGUGUACGCAUCCGUGCCGGGGUUCCUGAGCGGCGAUGCUCUGCUGGAUCCGGCCUGAACCCGCGAAAGCUGUCAAUUUGGAUGUGAUUUCUUCUGUUUGUUCACAGCAUUUCUGUGUUUCAUGUGGUCGCCGUUCUGUUACUAUUUAUUAGAUUUAUAUGUUAGAGUCUACAUUAACUACAUUAUUUAAGGGACAAAGAUAUUCUUACUGCAACAAAAAAACAUUUUCACUUAAAAUAUAAUAAAAUAUGAAUAAUAAAUAAAACGAAACACCAUCAAAGAAGCAAUCUGUUUCCUUAUUAAAUAUUUACUUUUUGUAUUUGAAAUACAUUUUGUUUUACUCAUAAUAUAGUAUUUUCACAGUGUUGUAUUUGUGCUUUUACUGAUGUAACCGUUCUGAAUAUUUCCUCAGUAAAUGAAAGUUUGUAUGUAAAUAUUUCACAGAUCACAGUCACUUUAAUUUACCUGCUGCUUGAUUCAUUGUGAUUAUCAAUAAUUAAUAAAUCAGUGUUUCA
Molecule: messenger RNA, 3074 nt
Organism: Centropristis striata (black sea bass)
Lineage: Eukaryota; Metazoa; Chordata; Actinopteri; Perciformes; Serranidae
Product: atrial natriuretic peptide receptor 1-like
Exons: 23
Coding region: 35-2617 (860 amino acids)
Biological process (GO): intracellular signal transduction; protein phosphorylation; cGMP biosynthetic process
Molecular function (GO): ATP binding; peptide receptor activity; guanylate cyclase activity
Source: RefSeq, a predicted model, not a curated record